Molecule: messenger RNA, 2181 nt
Organism: Impatiens glandulifera
Lineage: Eukaryota; Viridiplantae; Streptophyta; Magnoliopsida; Ericales; Balsaminaceae
Exons: 11
Coding region: 260-2002 (580 amino acids)
Source: RefSeq, a predicted model, not a curated record
GUCACCCUCUCUCUCUCUCUCUCCCUCUCCUCUGCAUUUCGCCGACUGCUCCGCUUGAAGGAGCUUCCCAACAUUCACUAGCUAGCGACCUUCUUCUUCUUUUGGGUUCCUCUUUCCUUUUUCCUGGCGACCGUCAAUCUGUACGAUCGCGUUGACAAUCUCUUUAAUUCUCACAACAACUGGGACGAGUAAAGGAAUGCAAUCCGGAUUUGCGAUCUAAUGAUGUUGUAUAGUGAUCACGUUAAGGUCAACUAGAACUAUGGAUACUACGAAAUUAGAAGAUGGAAAUGAUAACAUAGAUGCUAUAAUUAAACAAGCGAUUGGACGAGAACCAGUUCUCUCCUUCCCAAGGACUGGUGAGAGUCCGGUGCAGUGGAUCCAGUUGCUACAUGCUUUGGACCAGCAAGAUCUUCCAGGAUGGCCAUUGCUUUCUCCACUGAAGAUUCAAAUGCAGAAGUGUGAGAAGUGUUCCCGUGAAUUUUGCUCCCAACUAAACUACCGACGACAUAUACGUGUUCAUCGCAGAUCUCUCAAAUUUGAUAAGGGGUCUCACAAAAUCAGGGAUUUAUUAGGAUCAUUUUGGGACAAGCUUUCUGUUAGCGAGGCUAAAGAGGUUGUGUCAUUUGAUGAUGUGACACUUGAGGAAGUUCCUGGUUCUUCUGUUAUAAGGGCUUUGACAUUUAUUGGGAAACCAGGAUUCUGCACACUACCACAAGCAUAUGUAAGAGCUGGGGUAGCUCUUCUGGACAUUAUUCAAGCUAGAAAUACCCGGUUUCCUAUCACCUCCAAAGAGCUAUUCUCUAUCCUCGAUGAUGCUAGUGAGAGCACAUUCUUGUGUGCUGGAACAGCUGAAUCAAUGCAGAAAUAUGUCUUUGAUGGUGAGGCGGGGAAAAUUGGGCUUGAAAUGAAGAACGUAGUUGCUUGUGCAAGCUUCCUUCUUGAACGGAAACUGGUUAAGUCAUGGCUAGCUGACAAGGAUGCUGAAGCUUUGAUGUGCCAGAAAUUGCUUGUGGAGGAAGAAGAAGCUGCUCAGAAAAGGCAAGCUGAACUGUUGGAAAGAAAGAAACAGAAGAAGUUGAGACAAAAGGCAAAGGACGCAACAAAUGUGGAGAAGGCAGAUUUGGAAGUUCCUGCUGAUGCAAUGGAACAUUCUCCUACUUGUGCAGAAACGUCCAGUCCACCAUCUGCUUCGGAGUCGAGUUCAGGUUCCUAUGAGACAGGGGGAACUAAUCUGCCCUUAUCUGAACAACCCAUCGAAGAUCAACGCAAUGAAGAAGUAAUAAACAUUGUUGAAGCGCAGAUAGGAAACAAUGAUUCAUUCGGGACAAGUCAGCAAAUUGAUCGACGAACAUCAACACAAGGAAAUGGUCGCAAGUAUUCUGUGAUUCCUAGAUGGCAAGUGCAAAGAUCUCAAAGAAAUGGUAGAAAUGGAUUUGAUCAAAAUCAGCCAAUGUCAAAACCUGAACAGCAGAGUCAAAGGCAUUAUUGUGGUCCCAAUUCCAGCAAGGUUUGGACAAGGAAAUCAAAGUCUGAAAAUACGGAAUUGAGAUUGCAGAAAAAGGAUGAUGAUGUGGAUGAACACAAGAACUGUGAACUGAUGUUUGGUUCCAUAUCUGUCAAUUUGGAUAGCUAUGCCACAAGCCGGUCCACAGUUAAGCUCUGGCAGCCUGUAAGCAGCAGCAGAAACAGGCAAGGGUUGCAACCAUCACCCCCCUUGGAAAAUGGCGGGAGUAAUGAUGUAGAAGGCUCUGGUGUGUUGUAUUCCAGUGAUGAUGCGAAAUCUUUUCUUGCCCAUAGAUGGAAGGAAGCUAUUAUAGGUGAGCAUGUAAGGUUGGCACUUUCUGAUGUAGAAGAAAAAGAAGUACCAAUUUUUGUUGGAUCUUCUCCUCCAAAACACACGACAGAGAAAGGUGUUGUAGCUAAAACCAAGUCCAGCAGCAGAACUCAACUACUAAAACUCAAGUACGUUCCCAAACAGAAGAUAGCAGCUGCUGCUACAUGAAGAAAUCACCCUUAAUCAAAUUAAAGGUUUUUAUUUUAUUUUAUUUUAUUCUUUUAAAGAGUUUCUGGAAAAUAUAUUAUUACUGGUUAGGUGGUCCAAGUUCUUAUUGGUCUGGUGUUUUAUGGUGGAUAUUGAUAAUGUUUUGGGUUAUUAUAAGAGGUGUUUUUGGAUAUUCUUUC